Funneliformis geosporum is the source of this 142-nucleotide messenger RNA. The record is from the annotation of a GenBank genome assembly. NCBI's taxonomy places the organism in Eukaryota, Fungi, Glomeromycota, Glomeromycetes, Glomerales, Glomeraceae.
CAAAAGUAUUGAUAUUGAUGAAAUUAAAGAGGUAGAUAAUAAUAAUAAAGAAUAUUCUGAAGAAAAUGAUUAUAAGAAUAAAUGGACUGUUCAAAAUAAUAAUAAAGAUGAUGAUCAAGAAUUAUCUUCUAUAGAUGAAUAA